UCCCAGCCGGCUGCACCUGCCCAGCAGUUACGGAGGCGGGUGGCCGCGGAGGAUCGCCCCGCUGCCAGUCUGGCUUCUCAUUGGCCUGUCUGGCUUGAGAGGGAAAAGGAGGCGAGGUAGCGGGGAAAGCUGAGAAGCGAGUUGAGGAACCCGGGAAGGAGAAGGAGAAAGAGAAAAGGCAGGCAGUACUCUUUCUGGCGCUCACAGUUUAGCUGCCGUCAUGACCUCUAGGAAAUACACUGGGCGCAGGAGGAAAAAAACAGAAUUUCACGCAAAGAGGGUGACAACAAGAGAAGAGCUUGCAUUAAGAGGUCCAUUUACUGAAAGUGACAGAACUUCAAAAUCAGAAGACAGCUUUAGAAGCAAAGACAAAAUAAUCCAGGAAUUGCACUUCGAGAUUAAACGUCUAAAAACAAAAAAUCUUGAUCUGGAGAAGCAUGUUAUGAAACUACUUAAUACUAAAGAGGAAGUAACAACCCAAGUGGAUGAUUUGACCAGUGAGAAUGAAUAUCUUUGUAAAGAACUUGCUCAUGUAGACAAGAUAGCUGAACAGCUAGAAAAAGAAAAAGAAUUUGUACUUGAUAGUGCUAACCAGGAACUUUCAGAAGCCAAGUCUCAGAUUAAAUGCCAACAAAAUACUAUUAAAAGAUUGGAACAUACAGUCAGCACUCUUAAAUCUGCAGCCCUGGAUGUUGAAAAGUCAGACGAAAAGCUCAACAAUUUUAUAAAAACAAUAGAAGAAGAGAGAAAUCGUUAUAAAUCUGAAGCAGAACAGUUUAAGAAGAUGCUUCGAAAUACUUCAAGUUCUAAGCGCAGCUUCUCUUGUUCUAUUUCAAAGAUUCCCUCCCCAAUUCAGGGAAGUCACUCUGAUACAGAAUUUCUGCAAAUUUUGAGAGAACGUGACGAGUUUAAGACAAUGCUGGAAAAAUACGAACGUCACAUGGCGGAAAUGCAGGGGAAUAUCAAAGUUCUCACAGCAGAAAGAGACAAAAUUGUCUGUCUUUAUGAUCAGGCACAGGAAGAAGUAAAUCACCUACGAAAAGAAGCUAUGAAAAUCCCCAAAGCUUCUAAAACUGCAAUGACUGUGCAGGCUGUCUUAAGACGUGUGGAAACAGAAAGGGAUGCAGCCAUUUCUGAUUUUCGAAGGAUGGCCACAGAACGUGAUAGCUUGAGAGAGAGGUUAAAGAUUGCUCAGGAUGCUGCAUUGAAUGAGAAAGCUCACCUAGAGCAGAGAAUUGAGGAGCUGGAAUUAAAUAUUCAAAGCCUUGAUAAUGAACGAUUAGAACAAAUAUCAAAGACAGCAUUGAUGAAGGAAACUAUUGAGUCUAUAGAAAUGGAGAUGAAAAUAUUGGCAAGAAGGGCAGCAGACUCUGAAAGUGAGCUUAAUAGACAGAAAGCAACUAAUGCUUCACUAAGCAUACUGAAUGAAAAGAUAGAACAUAACUACGCAGAGGCACAACGACAACUUUCAAAGAAAAAAUAUGAAUUACAACUUACUCAAGAGAAAAUUAUGUGCUUGGAUGAAAAAAUUGAACAACUUUCAAAAGAGAACGUUGAGCAACAAGGAGAUAUUUGUACUCUUAAUGAUACAAUAGCUGAAUUGGAUUCAGAAAAGGAUUCUUUACAAGAUCUUCUAGAAGAAAAAAGAGAAAAAAUUGUUACAUUUGAAGAAAAUUUGGCCGUUAAAGAGAAGACAAUUUCAGAUUUGAAGUGUAUUCUUUCUGACAUGGAGCAUUCAUCAAAGCAUUCUACUGAAGCAUUACGCAAGUGUGAACAAGAUAUUGACAGACUACACCACCUGUUAGAUGGUGCUAAUAAUGAGCUUAAUCAGACUGGCAGGGAGAAAGAUAUAUUAACUCGGGAAAAUGCAAAGCUAAAGGAACAACUUUGUGGCUUUAAGCAGGAAAAUCAGAUUCUACUUGAGAAACUCAGUAAAUGUCAGAAUGAUCUUGAUGAUAUGAAGUUGAAAACUGAAGAUUUGCAAAGACUGAAGACCUUACUGAACUCUAAAGAAAAAGAAAACGGAGAUCUUUGUGAAAACUUCCACAGGUUACGUGAACAGGCAGACAAAUGGGAAUCAAAGUUCCAUCAAAUGGAAACAGAUUAUAACUCCAUCCAGGUGGCACUUCUCAGUGUAGAAUCUGAGAACCAUAGACUGAAAGAGCAAACAGAAUCGCUUGAAAUAGCAAUUGGACAACAAUUGGCAUCUGAAAAAGCCUGCAAGUCACAGAUUUCUACUUUAGGUAAGUCUCUGGUGAAAAUGGAGGAGGAACUUGAGAAAAUCCAGCUGGAAAAGGUUUCUAUACUCUCAGAUUUGGCAUCUUCUCGGGAACUGUGCAUUAAACUGGGCACUAGCAAAGAAUUAUUAAUCCGGCAACUAAAGAACACAACAAAGGAAGUAGAACGACUUCAGAAUGAAUGGGAAUCAUCUCACUCAGAAAUAGAACUUCUCAGAAAACAACUCAAUAAUGAAAGAAUCUCAAUUAAAAACUUGGAAACUUUGUUAGCAUCUAAUCGAGAAAAGGAGUAUCAGUCUCAGAUGAUAAGUCAAGAGAAGGAUUCUGAAAUACAUCUUCUUAAAGAACAACUUUCUCUGGCUGAAAGCAAAAUCGCUAUCCAGAGUCGAGAUUUUUCACAGCUCAAAAAUACAAUAACUCAGCUGGAAUCUGAGUUAGAUAUCACCAAAAGACAGUUGGGCACAGAGCGCUUUGAAAGGGAACGUGCAGUCCAAGAACUUCGCCGGCAGAGUCUUACAGCUUCAUACCAUUUAACUUCUACGAUAAGAACAACAUCACCUGAACGUUCCCGGCACUGGUCUCCUGAGAGGUCUCUGGAUAGAUCUUUGGAUGGGGAUUCUAUUUCUAUUUCAAAGGACUUCUAAUUGAAGAAGAUAUGAAAAAAUUUAACAUCCAUCAUAGAAAAUACACAUGCCAAACCAAACUCAAGGUUUAUUAAAACAGUUGCUUUAAUCCAAUUGGUAAUGGAUAAUGUUCAGAGUGCUUAUUAACUGAAGAAGCAUACAUACACAAAUAUUUUAUUUGGGCCAUUAAAAUAAAAGCAAUUUUGAUACAUUGUUUUAUAAAAUAAUUUUUAUUAUUAAAAAGAUGUUCUGAAAUGAAAUUUGAAUUGCACACUGUCAAAGAAAUAAAUUAAAUGA
Molecule: messenger RNA, 3157 nt
Organism: Candoia aspera
Lineage: Eukaryota; Metazoa; Chordata; Lepidosauria; Squamata; Candoiidae
Gene: TSGA10
Product: testis specific 10
Exons: 20
Coding region: 221-2881 (886 amino acids)
Source: RefSeq, a predicted model, not a curated record